AUGAGCCCGCCAAGUGUCCGAGACUGGACGCCCAAGCACGUGGCCAAAUGGUUGAAGGAUGAGGGCUUCUGCGACUAUGUGGGCCUGCUGUGCCAUGAGCACCGGUUGGACGGCAGCAGCCUGCUGGCCCUCAGCGAGUACGACCUGCGUUCGCCUCCCCUACAGCUCAAAGUGUUGGGCGACAUCAAGCGUCUCAUGGCGUCCAUUCGCAAGCUUCAGAAGCAGAACCUGGAUGUGCUGGAGGAGCUGGGUCUGCCGUUUGACGGGCACUCCCCCACUGGUUCGGGUGACUGGUUCUGCAACGGCGAGGUUGCGCGGGACUGCGACGGCGCCGACAAAGCACCUGUCGGGGAGGAGUACCAGAAGUACACCAACGGCAAAUACAAGCAGCAGACGCGACGGUUGGAUCCGGAGUUCUGGAAGACUGCGCUGAGUUCAGUCUAUGUGGUCUUGGUGUUUGGCGUCACCUCCUUCGUCAUGGUCAUCGUGCAUGAAAAGGUCCCCGACAUGGCCACCUACCCGCCUCUCCCCGACAUUGUCCUGGACAAUAUGCCUCGAAUCCCAUGGGCUUUCGCCAUGGCGGAGGCGUGCGGCGUCAUCCUGUGUAUCAUCUGGCUGCUGGUUCUACUGCUGCACAAACAUAGGUCCAUUCUCCUUCGCCGCAUGUGCAGCCUCAUGGGUACGGUGUUCAUGCUCCGCUGCGUCACUAUGUUCGUCACUUCCCUGUCCGUUCCGGGACAACACCUGCAGUGCACCGGAAAAAAGUAUGGCGAUAAGUGGGCUAAGCUGCAGCGUGCCGUGGCCAUCUGGAGCGGCUUCGGCAUGACGCUGACAGGCGUGCACACGUGCGGCGACUACAUGUUCAGCGGGCACACAGUCAUCAUCACUUUGCUCAACUUCUUUGUCACCGAAUACACGCCACGCAGUUGGCACUGUAUCCACACUCUGUCAUGGGUGCUCAACUUAUUCGGCAUCUUCUUCAUCCUUGCGGCGCACGAGCACUACUCCAUUGACGUCUUCAUCGCCUUCUACAUCACCACACGCCUCUUCCUCUACUACCACACGCUAGCCAACACGCGCGCCUACCAGCAGAGCCGCCGGGCGCGCAUCUGGUUCCCCAUGUUUUCCUUCUUUGAGUGCAACGUCAACGGGCCCGUGCCCAACGAGUAUUGCUGGCCCUUCUCGCGACCCGCCAUCCUCAAAUUAAUCAUCGGGUAG
Molecule: messenger RNA, 1218 nt
Organism: Nerophis lumbriciformis (worm pipefish)
Lineage: Eukaryota; Metazoa; Chordata; Actinopteri; Syngnathiformes; Syngnathidae
Source: RefSeq, a predicted model, not a curated record